AUGCCGCCGGCAACAAAGUCGGCUGCCCAAGUAUAUAUCAAACGUCCUGAUGGCACGGAAACACGUAUUGUGCGGCAUAAACCCCGGCCUGUGCAGCAACGCACUGAUUUAGAGAGCGCCAAACGGGACGAAGAUCGUGAAGCCGUUCUCGCCUGUCCACCCUACACAGCUAGCUUUAACGCCCUUUUAAAGGAGAGACGUGAAAAGAAUAGUCGUGUAUUAGUAAACGCUGUGUUAGAACGAAUGCAUGCAGAAGCAAUUCCUUUAAAUGUAGUAACAUAUAAUUUGCUCAUGGAGCGUGUGGUGUCAUUUCCUGAUGACAUUAUCUUUAGACUUUAUGAAGAGAUCAAGGAAGAAUCUUUAAAGGAAAAUAGUAGCGUUCAACCUGAUCUUACUACAUACCAACUAUUGUUUCGUGCAUGUGAACGGAAGGCACAGUAUAAUCGUGCCUUUUUACUCUACAAACAGUUACGUGAUUUGAUGCAUAUAGUACCUGAUUCUCCAACAUAUGAUACAUUAUUAGGUUUCUGUGCGGCUGUGCGAGAUGUUGCCCAAGCUUCUUAUUUUUUAGAAGAAAUGAAACAAAAUGGUGUGACACCUGAUGCGAAUACGUAUAAUUGCCUUAUGAGUGUUUUAGUAGAAAGUGCACCUUAUGAUGAAACUUUACGGGUAUUUCAGGAAAUGAUAAAUGAAGGUAUUAAACCUACGGUUAGAACAUAUAAUAUGAUUAUCAAAGCUGCACAAACUAAUGGUGACUAUGAUCGUGCAUUUCAAACCUUUGAAGAGAUGAAGAAACGUGGUUUACUUCCAGAUGUUGUUACUUAUAAUACACUUUUAUGUAUGGUAGAGAAUCGAAUAGAAUAUAUAAUGGGUCGUGGUCCUCAUGGACAUAUUCGUAGAACUUUUGAACAACGAAAACAUGGGAAAAGAGCCAUUGCUGAAUUAGGAACGACUCUUUUUUUGGAAAUGGAAUCUAUGAGUGUACAACCCAAUACGUUUACGUUUAACCAAAUUAUGACUGUACUUUUAAAAUGUGAAGAUCACCGGGUGUUUAGUGUAUACCGAACUAUGCAAGAGCGCUACGCCAAGAAUAAGGCAGAGUUACAAUUACAAGAGAAGCGUGAGGCGAAACGAAAGCGAGCCAUGUUAUGGAUGCAUGAGGAAAUCGGUGAAAAGAAUGAAGAAGACUCUAAAAGUGAUCUCAGCACAGAUGCCCCUAUUUCCCUUGAUGAGGUGAUGGGAAUGGAGGAUCCCCAGCGACCGGCACGCAUUGCGGCCCGUCAGAUGCGACCCAACAUUGACACGUAUCGUCUUAUUAUUCGUGCCUGUCUUCAGUUGGGCUUCGCCGAGCACUGCGCGCACUUCUACAAAGUGAUGACGGCGGAGGGUCUGGCGAUGGACCGCGACUUGGCGCUGCUGCUCGAGGAGGUCUGCGAGGCGACGGGCGACGCGGCGUGGGGCCUCGCGGUGCUGCGGGCGUGGCCGGCGGACGGGGGAGUUGUGAACGCGUACCUCCGACUUCUCGCGGCCCGCGGCGACGAGGCCCUCAUCACCGCCGUGGAGGAAAUGCGGCUCGGCGUGAGUCUCUUCGGGGUGCGGCCCGACGUGGACACCUUCAAUAUUCUCCUGCGCGGGUAUUUGCGGAUGGGCCGGCACGAGGAGGCGGAGAAACUCUUCGCCUCCAUGUAUCUCACCUACAGUCAAGUCACACCAAACGCAGAGACAUAUGAGUGGAUGCUGCGGAUAUACAGAGAGACGAAAGAUACAGAGGCAGCGGCACAAUUGAUGCAGUCUAUGCAACAGCGUAAAAUUACCAUCACCAUUCAACAUUAUCAUGAAUUUAUGCGAGUUUAUUUAGAAGUAGGGGAUUCCACAUUAUUGGAUAUCUUUCAUUUAUUAUUAAACUCUACUGAUGGUACAAUCCCUAAAGCUGAUACAGAGUGUUAUCAUCUCGUCCUUCAGUAUUAUUUACGUCAACAACAGUAUGAAGAAUUGGAAAAACUUUUUGCAAGCAUGAGAGCAUCUCAAUUCAUUGAACCUGAUACUGGUUGCUACAAUGUCAUGUUAGAAAUGUUUUCUAUUCAUAAAAAAGUAGAAGAGUCGAAACUCUUAUUUGAUGAGCUUCGCACAAAGUGUGUCCCUGCUGAUAUGACAACUUAUAAUACUCUUCUUCGAAUUUUUGCUCCAUCAGGAGAUGGUGCCAUGUAUGAUGUCCUGGAAGAAAUGAAAGCAAAUUAUGUAGCACCAGCUGCAAGUACCCUAGGUAUUUUACUUGAGUAUGCAGAAGGAAGAAAAGUUGUUUCGGACUCUAUGAAGCGCGACUUAUUUUGGGAUCCUGCUAAAGAACUUGAAGGACUGCUAUAA
Trypanosoma theileri is the source of this 2364-nucleotide messenger RNA. RefSeq lists its product as uncharacterized. NCBI's taxonomy places the organism in Eukaryota, Euglenozoa, Kinetoplastea, Trypanosomatida, Trypanosomatidae. Bases 1 to 2364 code for a protein of 787 amino acids. The record is from RefSeq and is a predicted model, not a curated record. The transcript has a single exon. Gene Ontology annotation, molecular function: protein binding.